GGGAAAAAAAUUAGUCGAAAAAACAAAAAAAAAGAGGGGAGGAAAAAUAACACAAGCGCCUCUCGCCCACCUCCCCCACCCCCAGAUGCCGGCCACGGCGAGCGGCGGCGAGCGGCCGGAGGAGGCGGCCUCGCCCUCGCCCUCGGCGUCGUCGCCAGCCGUGUCCUACUGCAUGGGCACGAGGCCGGAGGAGCUGACGGCGAGGCUGGCCGCCACCGCCUCCGCCGUGGGGAGGCCCGUCGGUGGCGCCUGCAGCGUCGGCGGCGGCGGAGGAGGAGAGGAUGGGGAGCACGAGCGGGUGCGCACGCUGCGGGAGAUCAAGAACCAGAUCAUCGGGAACCGCACCAAGAAGCUCCAGUACCUCCGCCUCGGGGCCGUCCCGGCCGUCGUGGCGGCGAUGGCGGAGCCCGGGGCGUCGCCCGCCGCGCUCGUCCAGGCCGCCGCCGCCGCGGGGAGCUUCGCGUGCGGCGUCGACGACGGCGUGCGGGCCGUGCUGGCGGCUGGGGCCGUGGCCCACCUGACGCGGCUGCUCGCCCACCCCGACGAGAAGGUUGUUGAUGCUAGUGCACGUGCUCUGAGAAUGAUUUAUCAAUCAAAACUAGCUCCAAAAUUUGAUGUCAAUAAUGACGAAAAUAUGAAAUUCCUUCUUACCCUUUUGAACAGAGAGAAUGAAAAUGUCACAGAGCUGGCUGCCAAUAUUAUAUCUCAUUCUUGCGAUAGCAAUACAGAACAAUUAGCACUAUGUGCUGCUGGAGUUCCGCAGAGACUCAUUAACCUUUUUGGAGGCUCGAUGAAUCUACGGGAUGCUUGCUUAGAUUCUAUGACUGCAAUCAUAAGAAAUAACUGGGAAGUUGCCUCAAGAUUUGCACUUAUGGACCAUGGAAAAGCUUUGCGUUCAAUAGUUGCGUUAAUACAUGAUCGGAGCCCACGCACAAGACUACUUGCUUGUUUGUGCUUGAUUUCACUUAGCCAUGCUUCUCCCUGUCACUUUCAAGACAGACAAAUUAAAACCAAGUUGAUUCUGGUCUUACUUGAACUUGUUGAAGAACCCGGUCAUGUAGGAGAUGAUGCUCCGUUGGCAUUGACAACCUUGAUUAAAGACAGUGUGGAACUGCAGAAGCAAGCCCUCUCAACAAAUGCAGUUCAGAAGCUUAGCAACCAUCUGUUAGCAAAUUCUUUGGAGUCAAGGCGUGCAGUGACCAUAUUACUUGCUUUAGCUGAACUUUGCUCAAAACUGGAAGAAUCAAGAUCUCAACUUAUGUCAGUUCAGGCAUCUACCUUAAUCCUCGAAGCGCUGAAGCAUACUUGUGCUGAUAUCCGUGUUGCAGCAUGUUCAUGCCUUAAGAAUAUCUCUAGGUCAUCCAAGGUAAAACAACUACUCAUUAAUAUGAAUAUCUCUAGGUCAUCCAAGGUACUUAGUGCAGGGAAAUUAUCAUGUGAUACAUUUAUUGCCCCGCUAGUCCAGCUUUUGUAUGACUCAUCUACAUCAGUCCAGGUUGCUGCCCUUGGUGCUAUUUGCAAUAUUGCUGUGAAUUUGACACCGAGGAAAUCGAUUCUUCUUCAUUCUGGGGCUGUCACCCAGCUUGUUCAUUUGUCCAAGUCUAUGGAUCCAACAUUGAGGCUAAAAGCUGUGUGGGCUCUUAGAAAUAUUAUGUUCCUUUUGAAUCCAAAGGAUAAAGACUUUAUUCUGAAGGAGCUAACUUUAUCUACUCUUUCAAGCCUCAUAUGUGAUUCUGAACAAUUUGUCCAGGAACAAACUUUGGCACUGGUGCACAAUCUUGUUGAUGGAUAUGUGGACGCUGUUAAUUAUGUCAUUGGUGAUGAUGGCAUGAUUUUAAAUGCUAUUUCAAGACAACUGAAUAAUGCACCUGCCCCAGGAGUGUGCACACAUGGUAUGUUUGUGCUUACAAAUGUUGCAGCUGGGGGUGAAUUGAACAAGGAGGCUGUGAUGAAUAUUCUUGUACCUUGUCGAGCAGAUCGUGUCAAACAAUCUUUUGUAGUCAACUUUCUGCAGAGCAAGGAUAAACAAUUGCGAGUUGCAACCUUGUGGUGUAUUCUGAACUUGAUUUAUCCAAAAUGCGAGGCGUCAUCUGUUCGAGUUGUCCGACUCCAAAAUGCUGGGCUAAUUUCACAAGUAAAAGGCAUGAUAAACGACCCCUGCUUGGAUUGCAAGCUUAGAGUACGCAUGGUGCUUGAACACUGCUUGGACAAUGCCGACGAUGGUUUCAUGUAAGCAGCCACCGUUGCACCUUUGCCACUGAAGCUUGCAGAAUCAAACACUCUUGAGCAAAGAGAAGAUGGGAGAUUGCUUUGCAUCAGCAAUCCGCGUCAUGAACUAUGAACGAGAUGAUCAUCAGUAAAACGCCAUGGCCAACAUCUUCUCGUCGCGCGAGCUUUGUUGUAAUUUUGGUGAACUCCAUGAGGACCAUGACUGGUUUCUCUUGCAGAGGCAAGUAAAGAACCCUGUUGUAACCAUGCCACGUCAGAAACCUGAGCUGCUUUGUCCCAGACGAAAAAAAAAGGGUUUUUAGGCGCUAGCUCGGGAGAAAUUUCAUUCCCUUAGCAUGACCAAAAACCUAGUGCUUGUGCUGUGACGAUGAGUGUAUAAUUGAGGGAUGAUGCUACUGCUGCUGCUGCUGUAAAUUAUACUGUCUCUUGCAAUAAGGCUAUACGUUUUUCAUGUCA
This is a messenger RNA of Oryza brachyantha (malo sina), 2685 nucleotides long. RefSeq names its product armadillo repeat-containing protein 8. Gene Ontology annotation, molecular function: protein binding. Bases 86 to 2233 code for a protein of 715 amino acids. Lineage: Eukaryota; Viridiplantae; Streptophyta; Magnoliopsida; Poales; Poaceae. The transcript is spliced from 8 exons. Gene Ontology annotation, cellular component: GID complex. The record is from RefSeq and is a predicted model, not a curated record. Gene Ontology annotation, biological process: proteasome-mediated ubiquitin-dependent protein catabolic process.